Puccinia graminis f. sp. tritici CRL 75-36-700-3 is the source of this 1632-nucleotide messenger RNA. RefSeq lists its product as uncharacterized. The record is from RefSeq and is a predicted model, not a curated record. The transcript is spliced from 10 exons. Gene Ontology annotation, molecular function: purine-nucleoside phosphorylase activity. Gene Ontology annotation, cellular component: cytoplasm. Bases 225 to 1208 code for a protein of 327 amino acids. NCBI's taxonomy places the organism in Eukaryota, Fungi, Basidiomycota, Pucciniomycetes, Pucciniales, Pucciniaceae. Gene Ontology annotation, biological process: nucleoside metabolic process.
AACGAACCCUUUCGAGCGAUGGACAGCCAUAUCGGACCAAUCACCACCACCCCAGAAACAAAGCACUCGAACCAAGGCUGAGAAAAACUAUAAGUAUCGCCCCCUCAGGAGAACCAGGAGCCAAACCGUGAACAACAUAUAAGAUCGUAUUUUCUUGGACACACAUUCCAUCAUCGUUUGAUUUGGUAUAUAUCCUCGAAUCCACCGGCGCAAUCGAAUCCAAGAUGUCAGAACCUGAUUUCGAAGUUUUGCUAUCCGGAUUCGAUGUCCUUGAUGACCGACUCAGACCUGCGUACAAGUCAAUCAGAGGGCUACUCAAGAACCCAGACCACGCCCCCAAGGUCGGAAUCGUCUGUGGUUCCGGUCUGGGCGAACUGGCCACCAAGCUUCAAGAGCCAGAAAUGAUCAGCUACGAUCAGAUCGAUCAAUGGCCUCGACUUCGGACUAUCUCUGUCGUACAAGGACAUGAAGCUAAAGGCCUGGUGUUUGGUAACCUUGGUGGAACUCGUGUUGUUUGUCAAUCUGGAAGGCUACAUUUCUACGAAGGUUAUCAAAUGAAAGACGUCGUUUUUACGGUCCGAUUGUUUAAGUUAUUAGGCUGUCAGGCUGUUAUAAUAACCAAUGCAGCAGGAGCUGUUAACCCAAGCAUUCCGGUAGGAACUAUCAUCGCUCUUAACGACCACGUCUCGCUACCCUCUUUGGCCUGUUACAAUCCCUUGAUUGGUCCUAAUUCAGACAUUGUUGGUCCUCGGUUUACCCCGAUGUCUAAUGCUUAUGAUUUUGAAAUGAGAAAAUCAGUCUUUCGAUCAAUUUCUCAUAUUGGCCUGCAACCACAAGACGUUCAAGAAGGAGUCUAUGCAUGGGUUACAGGACCAACAUAUGAAACCAGGGCAGAGGGUUUAUUUAUACGAAGUAUGGGUGCAGAUGUAGUCGGAAUGUCGACGGUGCCGGAAGUGAUUGCAGCCCGACAUGCCGGAUUACGAGUUCUUACAUUGUCCCUAGUUACCAAUUCAGUCGUUCUGACGGUCCGUCGCAGUGCCGCAGAAGCGGUCUCGCAAGAUUUGGUUUUGAAAAAUGAGGGCUCUUCUGUGGGGCUGAAAUGGAAAGAAGAGACGGCCAAUCAUGAUGAGGUUCUGGAGGUUAGUAGAAGGAAAGCUGAGAAUGUCUUGAAAAUCGUCAAUUACGUGGUCAAUGAUCCUACUUGGUGAGAUGAUACAACUUCAAAGUGGACACAGGUCUUGGUUAAUUGAAUGUGAAGAUCUCAAGACAGGCUUGGGGCUUUUACCUAAUCUGCUCCAAUACUACAAAUACUACACUGGAUUGAUGAUCACUGAAUUUGAUUCACCAGCCUUUUUUGCAUCAUAGAUGAAUAUUCUUUUUCCCAUUGUUAACAAUUUCCUUUCCACUUACUUUUCUUUCUUUAUAGUCUUAUCAAAUUUGUAUAAUUAGCUGGAAUAACAUGUGGUGUUUCCAAGACCUCGUUGUUUUUGAUUUCAAGCUUCAUAUUAUUUUUGCAUAACAAAUAAGAGGAUAUAAAUGUAUGGGACAGACCUUAUGAGUGACUCAUGUGAAAACCCUUGUUACCCAUCUCAUUUAUAGCUGUAUCAAGAUUCUAGGAGGAGAGUUAAUGGC